GCCCCAGCUUCCUGGGAUACCCCAGCACCCAGGCAGCCCACAGAGAGGGACAGAACACCCAGGACACUGAGGGGAAAAGCAGCUCUCAGCAUACCUCUUUUACAAAUACUCUAUGUCAAGCUUCACUAAGGGGCUGCUCCAGUCAGCAUUAAGCUCUGAGCACACGUCUCACAGGGGACAGUUUGCCUUAGGACUACGAGGUGGUUUCCAGGACGGACGUUCUCCAGGCUGCACCCCCAAAUUUUGAAGGGUGACCUGUGAUCACUAGCCACCCCCUUGGUUGUGCUGUCUCUCCCCACCACCAUGCGGGUGACAGUUGUGAUCAGGUUCAUGGCACUGCUCUUCACACUGCUGGGCACAUGGUUCCUCCUGCAGACAUACUUUGAUCAGACCUGGAAAACCAUCAGCCUGAGGAGCUGGCUUGGUGCAACCAAGAAGGCCAGCAGUGAAUCACUGCCCCGGCACAAGUGUGGGAACAAGAGGAGCUGUGCCCAGAACCAUUUUGCCUUCAAGAUUAUCAGUGGUGCUGCAAAUGUGGUGGGACCCUCCAUCUGCUUUGAUGGCGUGACUCUCAUGAGCAGUGUGAAGAACAACGUUGGCAGAGGCCUGAACAUUGCACUGGUGAAUGGAACAAGCGGGCAGCUCUUGAAAGAGAACACAUUCGACAUGUACUCUGGAGAUAUCAGUAAACUGGACACUUUCCUCCGAGCGAUCAAGGAUGGCACCAUCGUGCUGGUGGCGAGCUAUGAUGAUGCUGCCACCAAAAUGAACGACAAAGUACAGGCACUUUUUGUAGAGCUGGGUAGCAGCCAUGUGAAGAACCUGGGCUUUCGGGACAACUGGGUCUUCUUGGGAGCAAAAGGGCUAAAGAACAAGAGCCCCUUUGAAGAGCACAUCAAAAAUGAUAAGAAGACAAAUAAAUAUGAAGGCUGGCCUGAACUGCUGGAGAUGGAGGGCUGCAUCCCCAGGAAGAUGGAUUAGCAUCAAGCCCCAGACUGCUACAGAGGCGAGAUUCAUCUCACUGGGAUACCAGCCCAUGACACCAACCUCAGCCCCUCCUGCUACCCGGUCGCACAGCCCAGCAGCAGCUGCCCCCUCCCAGGAACUGGCUGUUCCACAGCAGGGGCUGCACAGGGCUUGGAGAAGAGCUAUGCA
Messenger RNA from Calypte anna (Anna's hummingbird), 1155 nucleotides. It is a transcript of the gene FAM3D, whose product is annotated as family with sequence similarity 3 member D. NCBI's taxonomy places the organism in Eukaryota, Metazoa, Chordata, Aves, Apodiformes, Trochilidae. The transcript is spliced from 11 exons. Bases 304 to 981 code for a protein of 225 amino acids. The record is from RefSeq and is a predicted model, not a curated record.